UAACAGGUUAUAGGUUUAGAAGACUGUAAACUACCAAGUGUCGGUUCGCUUGGAUUCCUGACAAAACAAUAAAGUGUGCGCUCAGUACCACUUCCCGGAUCCGCGGCCAUUCGUUACACCCGUUGUCACCCCGUAAAAUCGGUUUCAUGUUCAAGAACCUUUGUCUGGUGAAAGUGAACAACAGAAGCAGCAAUUGCCGUCCGCCAUAGUGAAGCCCCCACCCCCGGAAGCCGCAUGUCGACCAACGUUAAUGACCACAGACGGGUCGGAUUCAACGUACGAUGUGGCUGCGGCUGCCUUCAAGUUACCAGUUGUUGUGUCACCGCAAACCAGUGCGCAGCAUAGCGAUAACAGCAGCAGUAGCAGCUCGGCCAAACAGCGGCAGCAGAUUGAACAUUCUACGAUCGAUAGUGAGGCGAGUGAAUCGCAGGAAGAAACCAAGGAAGCCAGUGAAAGUGAAAACGCAACUAGUAAACAGUCCGAUAACGAAUCGGUCAGUGCGACGGUGAGAGAUAAGACCGAUGCGUUAUCAACAAAGCUCGCGAACGGUGUUGUAGGUGGUAUCGACCAUACAAGUGGUUCUAUGAUUUACUCAACAAUAAGAUCAAGCGAGGAGCAUGUAAAUACUCCCUCGGUGAUAACGUCUAGUUCUAAGCAGUUACAAGAAAGUGCGCAGAAAUACGAAUCAUAUGCUAAUGCUAAUCAACAGCUGGGUUCUCCACCGCGAUACUCAACGCUGCAUCCGUUGAUUAGUCCGAGCUUACAUCAACAGGUGGGUUAUUUUAACUACGCAGGUCCAGAGCCGUCAUUUAACAGUUGGCCGUAUGAUCUGUCGUACAAGGCAAGUGAUAUUGGACGACAUCACCACUCGCAGCAUUCAGAGAGUGACGAGCGCCACUUAAACCAUCAUCACCAACACCAGCAAAGAGAGUUAUACUGUAACAGUGCUAAUAAUCAUCAUUCGCAAGAUUCGCAUGCCCACCAGCAUCCAGAGCAGUCAAAUUUAAAUUUGAAUAUCAAUCCAAUUAGUAGCGAAUCGUCAGCCAUGCGGAGUAGUCUGUUGCCGUUUUGCCCGACAUACGGCUCAUCAAUAGCGCAACAUGGUGGCGAAGAUUUGCACCACCACCAAACAAGCCAUGCUCAUCAGCAUGGCUCUGCAAUCGACGAAGUGAUUGCGGACACCUUGAAAGAUGAAAGCUGCAUCGUGGAGCAUUACCUGACGCUCAGUGGUGCCGGUGUUGACAUGGGACAUCCUGGUUCGGUGGGAGCCGAUAUGGCAGACGACUCGCCGCAACAUCAGCAUCACGAGUUGCACGAUUUGAAAGACUACAGUGCCGCGGUUUAUCAUAACAACAAUGAUAAGAGUGUGAUCAAUUUCAAUCAUCAUCACCAUGCUCACCACCAGCAACAUCAGCAGCACUCACACAACAAUGGCAAUAGCAGUGGCGGAGAAUCGCGCAGUCCUUCGGGCUAUUCGCACGAAGAACUGGACAGCAGUCUAACGAAUUUCACUCAGUUGAUCAACGUCCCUCGCGCGAGUGAUACCACCACGUCAGCGGCGGUGGCAGCGGCAACGGCGGCUGCAGCAGUGUCAGCGAGUAUGUACCAAUCGUCACCGGUGCACGACCAUUCGGCGGCUGCUGCCCUGAUGCAGCAUGGAACCAGCAUCUACGAUACGCUGCACGGAGCAGGCAUGCCCAGUAGUCCAUCGUACAGUCGCGGUUUCCCGACGACGGCAUCUAUGCAAUACUUCGGAGGCAGUCCUACGCACGAGUCGGUACACAUGUGGUCUCCUGGGGUGGGAUUGAGCGAGAACGAAUACAUCAAGGGAAGUCUGCCGGGAUUCCAGCGAAUUGCUCCCAGCACCAAUGCUGCCCGAGCAAACCAUUACAGUUCGAUCUCGAGCGGGUAUGGACAGCAUUCAGACGCGUGGCCAUCCCACUACGAAGCCAGUGCAAUCGCUUAUAGUACUGCUUCCAGUAACAGUACUUCAGGAAAUGGUCGGCGGCCUUCUACAAGUAUGCCAGCGACGACACCGUUCUCGGCAGCCGCUUCCCUGACUGCAAUGGGCAUAGAUGCGGACUUGUUUACUGAGGGACGAGAAUGUGUCAAUUGCGGAGCGAUUCAGACUCCGCUCUGGCGUCGGGACGGAACUGGACACUAUUUGUGCAAUGCGUGCGGCCUCUAUCACAAGAUGAACGGAAUGAAUCGGCCGCUAGUAAAGCAGCCCAGACGCCUGGUAAAAGAACCUAGUUCAGCGCGGCGCGUCGGACUGCAAUGCUCCAACUGUAACACGAUGAACACUUCGCUCUGGAGACGCAACCAAGUUGGGGAGCCGGUGUGCAAUGCCUGCGGUUUGUACUACAAAUUGCACAACAUCAAUCGACCGUUGGCUAUGAAGAAGGACAACAUUCAAUCACGCAAACGCAAACCGAAGGGCAGCAAAAAUGCCGAUGGAACGUCCAACUCGAAGAGCAGCAAUAGUAGUAGCACCAAUAACAACAACAACAACAACCACAGCAGCAGCAAUAACAAUGGCAGCAGCAGCAGUAGCAGUAGUAGUAGCAAUAACCCUAGCAGCAACAAUAAUCACAACUCAACCAGCUCACUGAAUUCGUCCGUUCUAGGAAACUCCCUACAUGAACUAAAAUCCCUGAAGUCAUCUGUAGGCCACUCAAGCAUAAUCCAAUCCACGUCGACCCCGUCAAGCGUCGGAAGCAACAUGUCUCCGUCUCACCAAUCGACUUCUCCAUCGCAUCACAACCAACUGUCGCCUAUAUCGUACCAGCAGGUACCCUCGCCGAUUACUAGCACCCCCACGAGCACCAUCGUCAACAAUAACAACACCAGCAGCAUGAACAAUAAUAAUGGUCUCGGGAAGUACGGUCACCAGAAGGGCAUUUUCAUGAUGCCUUCUUUGGGAGCAUCGCUGGCCAAUGCCAACGUGCUGGCCAGCCAUCAGGUUGCAGCAUCACUCAGUCCGAUGGGUUAUCAUCUGAACAACAAUAACCCCUCGAACGGAUCAAUGAUGAGUCCCAAGUAUCACCAUAGUCCGUCGGAGUCUCCAAACAGCAUGUACUACGAUAUGAUGGCGUCGGAGGUGAAUGGCGUCGAUCAGCACGGGCUGGGGUCCAUCGUGAAGAUGGAACCGGUGCCGGUGGGCUACUCAUCCUACCACCAGGCCAUUCACCAGCAGGUAGUACAACAACACCAUCAAAAUCAACUGCAACAGCAUCAGCAGCACAUUCAGCAGUUGCACGCUCACAGCAGAAGUCCCUCAAUCUCUGAUGAGAACGAUCAGAGCCAUCAAUCGUCCGAGGGCCUCGAUUGUAAACACAACAUCACCCGCCCAACAGUGGUAUCCAUGUCCAGCUAAAAAAGUCACAAAAAUGUAAAGAAAAGAAAAAAAUGUUUUAGAAUCUCAAGAUUAUAAGCCAGAUGUAGGAAUAAUUGAAAAGACUUGAACGGCAAGAGUGAAAAAUCUCGAGUACGUGUAAUAUUUCAUCAUGACUCAUGAGAGUAAUUCCCCGAGCAACGGGUAGAGAGUUCUCCAUCAAAUUAGGGCUUAUCUCGCACCCCCAAAAAAGGCUCUUGGUUUUAGACACAUUGAAACAAGAGAUAAGGACUGCAAUUAAGAAACUGAAUCAAUCGUAGGCUAGUAGCAAAGCGACUCUUUCCUCGUUGGAAGAAGCUAUCACUUAAUGUUAGAAGAAAUGUUGAUAAUGCGUUUUAAACUUUAGCAUGUGAACGAGUGUGUCAUCUAAUCAACUGCUUUAGGGUUAUAUGAACUGAAGUGUUUGUAAAUUUUUGUUAAUUUUUAAGUUCUAUGUAAGUGUUGUAAAUAAUUUUUGUAGGUACAUAUUUUGAAACCGAACAAUCGGGCGUAUGAGAAUGAAUCCUAAGAUUAAGGCUAGUUGUUGCAAUAGAAUUAAGAAAAACCCAGCUCUCUUACUCACGACAAUACUUCGUAAACUUUCCAUGGCCUAGAAGGUGAUUUCUAAUUUGUUAUACUGUACAUCUUUCAACGGUUGAAAUCGCUAUAUAAAAGAAAAAAAUCGACAAGGUACCAAAUUUUAUAUUAUAUAUGUUAUUUGUUAAACUUUAGAGCUAAGUAUAGUCUAAUAAAGCACUCUGAUUUUAGCCUCA
Armigeres subalbatus is the source of this 4146-nucleotide messenger RNA. RefSeq names its product box A-binding factor-like. Gene Ontology annotation, biological process: positive regulation of transcription by RNA polymerase II; negative regulation of transcription by RNA polymerase II; cell fate commitment. Gene Ontology annotation, molecular function: DNA-binding transcription factor activity, RNA polymerase II-specific; RNA polymerase II cis-regulatory region sequence-specific DNA binding; zinc ion binding. NCBI's taxonomy places the organism in Eukaryota, Metazoa, Arthropoda, Insecta, Diptera, Culicidae. The transcript is spliced from 8 exons. The record is from RefSeq and is a predicted model, not a curated record. The coding region runs from base 251 to 3376 and encodes 1041 amino acids.